AUGCGCCAUUCAUUGAGACCUGGAGAGGCGACAAGCCCGACCGAUGUUGUCCACAACGAGACUGAUCGCGGGAACUUCGGCAAGGAUAUCGACUACAACCGCGAGCGGUCGCCAAGCGAUGAUACUUCGAGCGAGCACUCGGCUCAGGCUGGUGUGAAGCGCAUUGAAGCUGUGAGCAAGGCGUGGACCAAGACUUCGCUCAUCAUCGCCUACGUCACACUUCUACUUAUUGCCAACGUUACAUCUCUCGAGAUCCAGGUGACUAGUCUCUUGACGCCAUAUGCCACGAGUGCCUUUGCUCUGCAUUCACUCGUCUCCACAAUCUAUGUAGUACAGGGUGUCGUAGCCGCGGUCAUCAAACCGCCAAUGGGAAAGAUUGCCGAUGUCUUUGGACGUCUCGAAUCAUUUACCAUUACCAUAUUCCUCUACACAAUCGGGUAUUGUAUGCAAGCUGGAUCCAAUAAUGUGCAAACUUUCGCAGGAGCCCAAAUCUUCUGGGCCGCCGGUUUCAACGGUCUGGGAGUUUUGCAACAGAUCUUCGUCGCCGAUACUACGGAUCUGCUCAAUCGCGCUCUUUUCUCCACCUUGUUCGACGUUCCCUUUCUUUGGACUACAUUUGCUGGAGCAGAAGUUGGAGAAGCGAUCCUGAACAACACUACCUGGAGAUGGGGAUACGGUAUCUGGGCUAUCAUCCUUCCGGUUUGCUUCAUCCCACUGGCUGUUAGUCUUUUUAUGAACCAGCGACGUGCAAAGAGCUUGGGUUUUGAUGUCCCCAGUCCAUUCCACGGGCACAAUACACUCCAGGUCCUGAAGAACAUCUGGAUCGACAUAGAUGGAUCUGGCCUGUUGUUGUUCGCGGCAGCCAUAGCACUCAUCUUGUUGCCACUUACACUGGCUCCAGGCGCAAGUGGUGGGUGGAGUAAUGGAAGUAUGAUCGCCAUGCUAGUCAUUGGCGGCGUACUGCUUCUUGCGUUCCCACUGUGGGAGACGAGCAAGAAGUUGGCACCAAAGGCAUUCUUUCCACCAAACCUCUUCAAAGAGAGGACGAUCAUUGCUGGUGUCUUGAUCGCAUUUUUCUACUUCAUGGCAUUUUACAUGUCUGUCUUCCCAUACUUUAGCUCUUACCUCCAGAUUGUACAGGGCCAAUCUCCUUCCACAGCCGGAUACAUCACACGAACCUUCACUUUCGCUUCAACCGUCUCAUCAAUCGUAGUGUCACUUCUCAUAAAGUACACAGCGCACUACAAGUACUACACAACCUUGGGCGCAGCCAUCUACCUGAUGGGCAUGGGCCUUAUGUUGGCAUACCGGACCGAAGACGCUUCAACUGGCACCCUCGUCGGCACGCAAAUCGCAAUCGGAAUAGGCGGAGGCUUCUUGAACGUCCCUGUCCAACUCGCUGUCCAGGCCUCAGCCUCCCAUCAACAGGUCGCGGCCGCAACAACAGUCUGGCUAACUAUCCUCGAAGUCGGAGGCGCAGUAGGAUCAGCAAUCUCAGGCGCUAUCUGGUCGACCUACAUCCCCGCCAAACUGCAGCAGUACCUGCCCGCGGAGAACGUGGCGGAUUAUUCGACUAUCUACGGCAGUCUCUUAGUCGCAGCAGACUAUGCUACCUACCCAGCUGGAUCCCCCGUCCGUAUUGCUAUCAACCGGGCCUACCAAGAGACGAUGCGGUACCUACUCAUUGGAGCUCUUUGCUGCGCAGCACCUAUCGUGCCGUUGACGUUUUGUCUCAAGAACUACAAGUUGGAUCAGAUGGACCAGAAGGUUGUUGGCAAUGUUAUUGGUAGUGCAGAGAAGAGGGAGAAAGCGAAGAGUUGGCGAUUUUGGAAGCGAUAG
Molecule: messenger RNA, 1839 nt
Organism: Alternaria ethzedia
Lineage: Eukaryota; Fungi; Ascomycota; Dothideomycetes; Pleosporales; Pleosporaceae
Exons: 4
Coding region: 1-1839 (612 amino acids)
Biological process (GO): siderophore transmembrane transport
Molecular function (GO): siderophore-iron transmembrane transporter activity
Source: RefSeq, a predicted model, not a curated record